This is a messenger RNA of Scylla paramamosain (green mud crab), 2142 nucleotides long. RefSeq lists its product as uncharacterized. The coding region runs from base 100 to 573 and encodes 157 amino acids. NCBI's taxonomy places the organism in Eukaryota, Metazoa, Arthropoda, Malacostraca, Decapoda, Portunidae. The transcript is spliced from 3 exons. Gene Ontology annotation, molecular function: chitin binding. The record is from RefSeq and is a predicted model, not a curated record. Gene Ontology annotation, cellular component: extracellular region.
UGUGAUGUGUGUGUGUGUGUGGUGUGUGUGUGUGUGUGUGUGUGUGUGUGUGUGGGUAUAAAGGCGAGAGGAUAGGUGUGGGUGUCAUUAUUAACAAGAAUGGCUCCUCAUCUGCUGAUAUCUGCCCUCCUCCUGCUGGUGUGUACAGGGGCGUACGGUGACUCCCGAUGCCAAGCAACCCAUACAUGUACAAACGCAGGCUACUUCCCCAGAUGCCCCGACUUCUGUGACACCCAGUACUUCAGCUGUGACGCGACGGGCAACGCUGGCGUGCUGUCCACCUGUCCCUUCGGUCUGGUCUUCGAUCCUGACCCCACCUCACAUAAAUGUGUGCUCUUUCAAAACUGCACCCUGCUGUCUACUCCCUGUGCCCCCAACCCACCAGCAUGCAGUGGUGUCUUUGAAAUAAUGCCGGCUUGUCCAAAUUGCUAUAGUUUAUUUUAUAUGUGUGAUCCAAACCAGCCCACGGGAACUCAAGUGGCGUGUGGCACUGGCCUGAUGUUCAAUCCCAUCCCCUCCCAUCCCGGUUGCAUCCCAGAGAGCGACUGCCCCUGCACUGACCCCUCCUGCUAAGUGGGCGUCAGCAGACCACCGCGCUGCCUCCAGGCGCUGCCCUCCACGCCAGGCCGAGGCCACCACUGUGACGGACUGAAAGGGAGAGGGAAGAUGUUACUAGAAUUUGCUAAUGCUGACUGAAUGUGUGUAGGUGUGUACGUAUGUAUGUAUGUAUGUAUGUAGGUAGGUAGGUAUGCAGGUAUGUACUAAUUAGUAUGCUGUCCUGUUAUAUAAGACACAAGGAAAGGUUCACUCAUAAGCAAAGCCCACAUAAAAUACAUAAAUAAAUAAUUCUAAAAAUACAUAAAAGAGAACAUUAAAAAAAUAAGAUAAUAAAUUCGUAUUAAUUGUGCGAGAGAGAGAGAGAGAGAGAGAGAGAGAGAGAGAGAGAGAGAGAGAGAGAGAGAGAGAGAGAGAGAGAGAGACUACACUGUCAGUACCAAGAACACCCUUGAUAAGCUGACACAUCUCCGUGGCCUCUGAAGGCAGCUGCAUUGAGAGAACAGCGUUUCAAAGUACAGAUUCUAGAUGAGUGUCUCGUCAAAUAUAAUAAGAUAAGGUGCUUUCAGGGGUGUUUCGAUGAUUACAGCCAUAGUUUAACAUACACUUUACAUUUAUGUGGCAUCUAAAAACAAUCCUGGUGAAAGAGAACAAAGUUAUUCAGAUAGCAGAUCAUGCCUUUCUGUCCCUCCUUCGUUUGUCAUUCUCAAACAACUGCCUGUGACGUAACCCAAGUGAGGAGGAGGAGGAGGAGGAGGAGGAGGAGGAGGAGGAGAGAAGAACAUAUGUUAAUUUUCACUGGCUUAGAUGUGUGUGUGUGUGUGUGUGUGUGUGUGUGUGUGUAUAAAGGCGAGAGGACAGGUGUGGGUGUCAUUAGUAACAAGAAUGGCUCCUCAGCUACUGUUACCUGCCCUCCUCCUGCUGGUGUGUACAGGGACGCACGGCUAUCUGUGCCUGGACUCGCUCAGUUGUCCAGACGUAGGCUACUAUGCAAAAUGCUUCGACUUCUGCGACACCCAGUACUUCAGGUGUAACGCGGAGGGCCAGGCUGGCGUGCUGUCCACCUGCCCCUUUGGUCUGGUUUUUGAUUAUGACCCUGCUGGCGUCUCGUCUAAGUGUGUGUUGUUUGAGGACUGCUCCCACAUGUCAAAUGGCUGUGACGCCAAUCCACCCCAGUGCAAGGGCGUCUUUGAAAUGCUGCCGGCUUGUCGAAACUGCAGUGAUACUUUUUAUUUCUGUGACCCAAACCAAGCCACGGGAGUUCAUGCGGUGUGUAGCCACGGCAUGAUGUUCAAUCCUGUUCCCUCCCAUCCCGGCUGCAUCCCAGAGAGCGACUGUCCCUGUACUGACCCCUCCUGCUGAGUGGGCGUCAGCAGGCCACCGCGCUGCCUUCGCGUGCUGCCCUCCACGCCAGGCCGAGACUCUCCACCACUGUGACGGACUGAAAGGGAGAGGGAAGAUGUUACUGGAGUUUACUAGUGUUGAUUGAAUGUGUGUGUGUGUGUGUACGUAUGUAUGUAUGUAGGUAGGUAUGUACUAAUUACUAUAUAAACAAAGGGUAUCCUUUUACUCUUGCACCAGUCUCAA